Messenger RNA from Hylaeus volcanicus, 4896 nucleotides. RefSeq lists its product as uncharacterized. The record is from RefSeq and is a predicted model, not a curated record. Gene Ontology annotation, molecular function: protein binding. Bases 464 to 4885 code for a protein of 1473 amino acids. The transcript has 20 exons. NCBI's taxonomy places the organism in Eukaryota, Metazoa, Arthropoda, Insecta, Hymenoptera, Colletidae.
UGCUCACUCAAGUUUCCAUUAUCGUUUAUCUUUUAAUGUGAAAGCCACUGAACCUAUCCAUUGUUUUGUGUCUUUAUGGUGUGGUCCUUUGCUUCUUGGCUUAAAAAAAACAUCCAACAAUUAUGCUUGUCCUUUAAUAUUUAACAUUAUAUGUAGUGUGAUAUUAAAUGACGAACAGCAACUAGAAAGUUGUAUCAUAUCACCGACCCUCCAAGAAGACGCUAGGUGGAUCUUACAGAGUCUAUAUACAGCUCGACAUGAGAGCACAGAGUGUCUUUCUUAUUAUCAAACCAUAAACGACGCUUUUCUUCAUUGUAGUUUUCCUUUCUCUUGUAUUCAUGAAAUAUGGAGGCUUAUUUUUGUCAUAGCAUUUUUAGAGACGGGUUAUAUCUUCUUUUCUACAAAUCAGCACCACAACGUUAGCGCACCUUCUGGGUUAACAUUCGAAACUUUCUUACAAAGAAUGUUGUUUUAUCUUGAUAUACCAUUGGUUGAAAAAGGGCUGGAAAAAGUGUUUACUUCUCAUCUGCAGUGUUUAUGUCAAUUAUCAAAUACAUUGUAUCAAUGCAUGUUAAAAUUCUUAAUAGCGGCGUUCAAUUCGCGUAUUCCUCAAAACGAAGAGCGUCCACAUACAUGCUGUGUGGAAAUUGUGUAUGGCGUAGGAGAAACGCUAGAUAAGGAGGAGUUAACCAUGUCGGCGGCGAGGGACCUGUCAAAGAUGCGCCAAGAGUUUCAUCACUUGGAAACUGAUUCAGAACGUAUCUCAAGCGUAACGGGUCACCCAUUGGAUGAGUUUUUUGUUCGUUGCUGUCAAGAUGUACUGAAUUCCUCUUAUGCUUAUGACAGCGUUUUGUCAGAUGUGGGGUUCCACAAAAAACAUAUGAAGCGAGUGAUUCGUAAAGAUGUAAAUCUUUUUUCUAAUGAAAUGGUGCUUUGGAACUGUCUAAGGUUAAGCCAUGACUCUUCGCAUUUUAAAGAAACCCGUUCCCAAUAUGGGGAUGACUACAAAAAUGGCGAGUCUUUGAAUCGACAAAAGAAAAGAAUAAACAUUAGCGAUGACACACCAUCACAAAACUUCAUCAAACAUUUGAAGGAAUCAUCACAGAGUCUAACGUGUGUUUCUUUCUUUCCGCAAAAACCUUCUUGUUUCGAAUUCUCUCAUUAUUUCUCUCAAGCCUAUUACGACACAAAAAAAUUUUAUUUUGACAAUACCAUGAAUGCACUUCCCAGCUUUUUAUGGCAACUAUUAGAACAAUCUUCUCUGAGCUUAUUAAAAACCUGCCUUACAACGUAUGGCUCACCUUUGAUGACAUAUUUAAGAUCACAGCAGUGUGAAGAAGGUUUGAAGAAUAUAUACCACACAAUCAACACAGUUCAAAAUCGGUUCUACAUAUUAUGUUUGGGACACCAUUUACGACAAGUGAAAUAUCAAAGUCUCUUCCCUUACAAAAAAGACGCUUUAAGUAGUGCAGACGUUCAACAGGUUGCUUAUCAAUUAUACUAUUAUCGUUUUUCUCAAUGUGUGCGGUCCCACGAUUAUUGCUUUAUCAACACUAAAGACUUAUUAAAAAUGCUUGAGAGUUUUGCGUGGAUGUUCAAAAAAGACGUCAAUUGGAAAUCAUUAAGUGAAACUAAAAAAAUUCAAUCACUCCUUCAAGUCCUAGGAGUGUCUUUUUUUCCUUACACAUGGUGUCGUACAAUUGUUUGUUUACAUCGCUCAACAUUUGAGUUUAUCAAGACUCGUAUAAAACAUUUCCAUACAAGAUUUCUUCCAGCAUGCAUUCAAAUACAACGUUGUUGUUUGUCGUUUCUGUAUCGUCGGCGAAAACAAAAGGAGUGUCGAGCUCUGACUCAACUACAAGCAUGCAUUCGAGCGAUACAAACACACAAAGAACAUGAAAAGCGUUUCGAAAAUACAACGGAAUCGUUGAUGUGGGGUCUUGUAGUGUUUCUGUGUCAAACGUUUGAUGUGCAUAACGCACUCCAUGUGGAAACGAAUGAGUUUGCUUUCAAACAAACACUCUUAGAACAAAAGAUGUGUGAAAGAAGAAUCCAUGCUACUCUUCGCAUUCAAGCAUGGUGGAGGGGUUUACUAGCUAUGAAACAAGUUCACCAAAAGGAAAAAGAGGCUUAUUCUGCUGUAGCGGCUCUUGUCAUACAGUCAGUUUGUCGAAGAUAUUUAGCGCAGCUGCAUCUUUGUAGUAAUGUUGAACAAAAAAGAUUCCAUGAUGCAGCUGUUAUAAUUCAAAAAAAUUUUAAAUGUUGGUGGAAUCGUAAAAAAUAUCUUCAACUUAUUCAAUUAAGAGUUGCCAUUGUUCCUAUUAAGCGUAUAACAUCAUCUUUUUUUGCCACAAACCAUCGGUUACAGAUGCUUCAUCAUCUUCGACACCAUCGUUCGCAACGUACUAACCUUUUAAAAAAUACACUUCAAUUGAAUUUCUCUGCCGUAUGUAUACAACGGUCUUGGAAAGGUUAUAUGGUUCGAAAACAAUAUCAUUUUUUACUGCGUCUUGCUCAAUUAUGUCAAACAACUGCUUUCACUCAUUUACAUAAGGCCAGGUAUCGGCGUCUUUUUUAUAAAAUUAUCUUUCUUCAAAAAUGGUGGAAAAGCUAUUUAAAAUUGCAACCUUUUCCUACUAUGUUUGUAUCUAAACGACGUCGACCAAAUAUGACUGAUCUAACAAACAAACCACUUAGCUUAUUUCUUGUGAAGAACAAUCAAUUUUUAGCUUAUCGGCAAGAAAUUUUAUCCUUUAAUUUAUUACACAUUCCUUUAGUUGUCUUGCAAGCAGUGUAUCGUCAUUCUUUUCAUUCUUGUCUUAAUGAUUUGAAUAUGAUGCCUCUUCAAUUCAUUUCAAAACAAGUCAAUCCUAAUCCGUGGGCGUGGCCUUUUCUUCGUUUACUUGAAUCUUGUGCUCAAAAAAGCUGGAACACGAUUAUAGAAACAGAACCAGAAGUCUGUCGUUUGUCUUGGUACCAACUUAAAGCGAGUCGUUCUUCUUUUCCUUUUUUAAAAACAAAGAAAUCACUUUCUUCGGCGUCAUGGCUUACGAUUUCUCUUUUGACACAAAUGCCACAACUCGUUUGGAUCCAAUCCAUAAGCACUGGUGGUGAACAUACUCUACUUGUUUUAGGAAUCUUACAAAAAACUUCUUGCUAUUCCUCCAAAGAACCAAAUUCUUCCGAUUGUUCUAGGAAUCAAAAGCUCAAAUCGUGCGAAAUUGUUUACUCUGUGUAUGCAUGGGGAUCCAAUGAUCGAGGCCAAUUAGGACGAUUUGAGACCAGUGAAACUAAAAAAAAAGAUAUUGCCGUUCAAACCAUUUUAAAACCACUCCAUUUCUCAUCGCCAGCCUCCAAAAAAUUUUCUUCCAAGCUGUCUCAACAACCAUGUUCCACAAAAUUUUGCUUUAUCAAUCAUUCGACGUCCAUUCAAUGGAUCGGAACGGGAAAUGAAUUCUCUAUUGCUUUAGCUUUUGACGGAACUAUGUAUACAUGGGGCGACAAUACAUAUGGUCAAACAGGGCAAGGUUUCAGAUAUAAAUAUAUUAAUCAGCCUGCUGCUUUAACCUGUUUUGGAUCAUCGCGUAUCGUAAGUUUCUCGAACAGUCCUUAUCAUGUGAUGUGCUUAACACACAAAGGAUCACCUUAUACAUGGGGUAAACGUACCCAUAUUGGUUUAAAAGACCUAGUUCCAGAAGGAGACAUUUACACACCUUGCGCUAUUACAUGGAAAAACUCGAAAAUCAUUCCUUGUGCUCGGGGCUUGAGUGGUUAUGGAUUCAAUAUUCUAUGCCCUAUGCAUUCCACCACACUUCUUUAUAUCUGGGGAAGAAAUGAUUCUGGUCAAUUAGGUUUAGGAAACACAGCACCUUUUUCUGCUCAAACAAUUCAAGAAACUCAAUGUGAAAUUCCUUUUUGUAUACCCAAAGAAUACGUCCCUUUAAAAAAGGUGUCGUGUGGAUCGAAUUUCGUUGCCGCAACUGUGCAUUCUUCCACCUUUCCGUUAUUUUUAUGGGGAGCUUUUCAAAUUUUUGAUCCAGUUCAAACAAGUGUUCCCAAAACCACUUCACAUCCAUUCAUUUCUUUCACCAAAAAAAAAUCACCUUCGAACAAAACGUCCGCCAAUAAAAGUGAGCAAUCUUUUAAAAUCAUGAGUAUUAUGAAACCAACACCUGUUUUAAGUGAAUUUUGGGAGAAUUCUUGUAUUGAUGAUGUGACGUGUGGACAUUGUUCUUCUGUUCAAGUGGCUUUUUUUUCAAGCAAAUGUGUGUAUGGUUUUAACUUUGUUCAACCUCAUUGGUAUCAUAAAGAGGCGUUGGAAAAGAAACAACAACAUUCAAGUUAUUCCUACUACACGUCUUCUGCAGAAAAGAUUGACACCAAACCUAGCAUUUAUCCGACCAAGCUUGAAGGAGAGUUUCAUUUCAUUCCUGCACUUUAUCAGUUUACAAAAUGGAGAAACGGACUCCAUUCAUUACGGACGCUUCAGACGACUUACAAUAGUCGUGGUUUUCAGUUAGAUUACGCUGUUUGUUCUAAAACUAAUUUGAGUAAAAUUUUUCGCGGCCUCCAACUGCCGGUUCAAUCAAACAAGAAUAUUAAUUCUUUGCAAUCCUCUUUUAAUCAGUCGACGAUGUUGAAAUCAAAAGAGAUUUUUUCUAAAAAAUUACAAAUGUAUUUCACGCCACAAAAAAUAACAGAUCAAAAAUUUCUAAGCGACAAGAUAACAAACUACUCAGAUGUAGAAAAUGUUAAAACAGAGCACCAGGCAAUCGACACCUUAGUUGACAUUCCAAAAAGCUUCCCUUUUCAAUUAUCUACAACUCAGCAAAAACAGGCAAUCCUUUUAGGCGAAAUGUUUUUAGGCCCCUUCCCCCCAAUUUAGUAGACACCAAA